This is a messenger RNA of Sitophilus oryzae (rice weevil), 2099 nucleotides long. RefSeq lists its product as uncharacterized. The transcript is spliced from 2 exons. The record is from RefSeq and is a predicted model, not a curated record. Bases 431 to 1414 code for a protein of 327 amino acids. NCBI's taxonomy places the organism in Eukaryota, Metazoa, Arthropoda, Insecta, Coleoptera, Curculionidae.
AUUAAUACAUUUUCCGAUCAUAUAAAAACCGAUUAAAAAGAUCGAAAACCUAAUUUACAAAGAUCGAUCGUCAACCUUCAACGCCGGUGUCACACGAUCAGCUGACAAACAAUAGGGAACUUGCCCAUUUUUUUUUAUUUUACUAAAAUGUGUGUUUAUAUAUAAAAACACAUUAUACCAAAUAUCAGCCCUUAAAUCGCAACACUUAUUUCACAAUAAAUAAUUAAAGUUGGAAUCGCCGCCCGGCACAUUCAAACAAAGCAAGAUGCGCGGCAGCCGCUGUGACGUCAUACCGCGGUAAUCUAUCCGGCACGUUAACAGCCAUUUCAAGGGACCGUCUCAUUUCAAGCAUUAUUCCUCUUGAUUUUUCGCCGAAUUUGCAUCGUUAGCCUCAGUUUUAAGUGUUUAUUGUUCAAUUUUUUUAUUUAUUAUGGAAAAUACUCGGAAUACUGGGUAUAAAUACUGUGUCGUUCCUUUGUGCACGAGUUCAACUGUGAAGAAUCCAGAUAAAAUUUUCAUUCGCGUCCCUGAAGAUAAAAAGCGACGAAUAAAAUGGCUAAAAGCAUGCAGAAGAUAUGUAGGGGAUUAUUCUACGAAGACCACACACAUUCGCGUUUGUGAAGAUCAUUUCAAUAUUGCGGAAGAUAUGGAUAAAUAUGUAAAAUUUAAACUGAUGGGUGGUAAAAAAAUAAUGAAAUCUCAUGUAGUUCCUCACAUUUUUGAUUGCCAGCCAGACAGAAAAAGAACAUUUUCAGUUCCUCCAAGAUCAGCAGCUGUUAAUAGGAUAAAGAGAAGACUUGUUGACGAAGCAGUAGCUACCUGUUCUACCACAACUAUACCAGGAAUAUUACAAACAAGUGUCAGUCCUCAAAGCGACCCCCAACCAAUAACUGACAUGGCCAUGGACCUGGAAAGUGUUGAUGCUACUUUACCACAAACAAGUAUUCCAUUAAAAAGGGAUGUUUCCGUACAAGCCCACCGACGUGUAAUGUUUAGAAGCAAAGCAGUGCAGUGCAAAAUAAAUUUGGGAGUUAACGUUAGCUUGUCUCCAAUUAAAAUUUAUAAUAAAGAUAUCACGAAAAAACAAGAAACCAAUCUCCUAAAAAAUAUUUAUGACAGUCCCUUUAGUGUAAAAAGUAGCGAAAAUCGUUUCAAUGAAGAUGAUAGUGACAGUGACUUUUUGGUUGUUAGUGAAGCUCGUAGUAGUCAUAGUGAAGUGAGUGAAGAACUUUCUGAUGAAAAGAAAAAUUCAUUUAAGAGUAUAUGUUUAAGCUCUACAAUAAUGAAGUUGGAAAAUAGGCCUAGGUUAUACUUGGGAUUACCUGAUGAUGCUUAUUAUGUAGUCCAUUUGCUUGAAAAAUACUGUAAAAUAGAAUCUAUGUACAUAUAUAUUUUUAACUUUAAAAAAAAUUAGACCCGGAAGUACAUUUGUAUGCUUAGGAGAUGACUUUGGGAGAAGCGAGGGUAAUGCUUCUAAAAUAUUUGCUAAAUCUUUACCAAUUAUUAAUAAAUUUUUAAGAAAACUUAUUACCAAGCCUGAAAUUUCUUUUGUAAAGUAAAAUUUGCCACUUGCCUUUCGAGCUCGGUAUAGUAAUGUUUAUUGUAUAAUAGAUUGCUUAGAAAUAGAAAACCCGUCAAGUGCACUAAACCAGUCAUUAACGUGGUCAGAGUAUAAGAAGUGCAAUACUUUCAAAUAUUUAAUUUCUUGUACACCAGACGGUAUCAUAAAUUUUGUUUCCGGAGGUUUUGGGGGUCGAACCUCAGAUGCAGUUAUUGUGGAACAUAGUGGGUUUUUAGAAACUUUACCACCUAAUGUGAGUGUUAUGGCUGACCGAGGAUUUAAACACAUUGAACAUUUAUUAGUGGCUAAAGGCUGUGUUAUAGUUAGGCCCCCAAGUGUUUCUACUGGUACAAAACCCAGUAGAGAUGAAGUUCUCGCAACAAAAAGAAUAGCAAGUUUAAGGAUACACGUGGAACGAGUUAUUCGUAGGUUAAGAGAAUUUUCAUUUUUAGCACCUCAUGCCUGCAUCGACAAUAAAUUAUUAUUAUAUACAGAUAGUAUAAUCAAAAUUGUAUGUGGCUUGUGGCUUAAUUAACUU